AAAAAAGCAACGUAGCAACAAUGCUGUUUACCCACUUCCUCCAAAAGGCGUGUGUGACCUGUUGCUGGAAGGGGAGAUACAAAGGCUUCCCAGUGGCUGCCUGGGCCGGCCCUGGGCCCGCCCCCCCCCGCCGCGCCGUCCCGGCGGCUGAGAGCCCCCGCCCCGUUUCAUGCAAAACCAGGGGUAGAGACUUGUCCUCAGUGGCGGAGCCGCCGAGCGCUGAUUGGCCGGGGCGAACGCAUUUAUUCCCUGACAAGCCCCCAUCACAUGGAUGGUUGUCUAUUAACUUGUUCAAAAAAGUAUCAGGAGUUGUCAAGGCAGAGAGAGAGAGUGUGUGUGUUUGCAAAAGGGGGUAAAGUAGUUUGCUGGCUCUUUAAGACCGAGGUGGAGAGAGAGAGAGAGAGGGAGAGAGAGAGGGCGGCAGGCAGAGAAAAGGGAAAAAGGAGGAAGAAGUUUUUUAAAUCCGAGGCUCCGGCGGUAAUAAUAGCAGUUAUUAGCAUUAUUAAUCCAUCAGCGAAGAGGAAGAUUCUGAUCUCGAUCCAAGUGUGGUUUUGGGGAGUCCCCCUCCCCCCCUUCAUACCCCUCCCUAGGAAAAAAAAAAAAAAAAAAAAAAGAGAGAGAGAAAAAAAAAGAAGUCCGGCUCGGGACUUGGGCGCCGCUCCGCUCCGCUUCUCCGCUCCGGGCUGGUUCCAGGCAAAAGUAGUUUGAAUGUACAACAUGAUGGAAACCGAGCUGAAACCUCCCGCCCCCCAGCAAACUUCGGGGGGAGGCACAGGCAACUCCAACUCGGCCGCGAACAACCAGAAGAACAGCCCGGACCGCGUCAAGCGCCCCAUGAACGCCUUCAUGGUGUGGUCGAGGGGGCAGCGGCGGAAGAUGGCCCAGGAGAACCCCAAGAUGCACAACUCGGAGAUCAGCAAACGGCUCGGGGCCGAGUGGAAGCUGCUGUCCGAGGCGGAGAAGCGGCCCUUCAUCGACGAGGCCAAGCGGCUGCGGGCCCUGCACAUGAAGGAGCACCCGGAUUAUAAAUACCGGCCCCGGCGGAAAACCAAGACCCUGAUGAAGAAGGAUAAGUACACGUUGCCAGGGGGCUUACUGGCGCCGGGCACCAAUACCAUGACGACCGGGGUAGGGGUUGGGGCCACCUUGGGAGCUGGGGUGAACCAGAGGAUGGACAGUUACGCGCACAUGAACGGCUGGACCAACGGAGGCUAUGGGAUGAUGCAAGAGCAGCUCGGCUACCCGCAGCACCCGGGCUUGAACGCGCACAACGCGGCGCAGAUGCAGCCCAUGCACCGCUACGACGUGAGCGCCCUGCAGUACAACUCCAUGACCAGCUCGCAGACGUACAUGAACGGAUCGCCUACCUACAGCAUGUCGUACUCCCAGCAAGGGACCCCGGGCAUGGCCCUGGGCUCCAUGGGCUCGGUGGUCAAGACGGAAUCCAGCUCCAGUCCCCCCGUAGUCACCUCCUCGUCUCAUUCGAGGGCUCCUUGCCAAGCCGGGGACCUUCGGGACAUGAUCAGCAUGUAUCUACCAGGUGCUGAAGUACCAGAACCAGCUGCCCCAAGCAGACUUCAUAUGUCCCAACACUACCAGAGUGCACCUGUUCCUGGCACAGCCAUUAAUGGCACACUCCCUUCUACUCAAAUGUAUGUAAGACAAAGGGGCCGGGGGGGCGGGGUGGGGGUGGGGGGGGAAGGAGAACUAAACAAAACAAACAAACAACAACAACAACAAAAAACUUUUAUUAGAAAUUCUGGACUUUUUGUUUUGUUUUGUUUUGUUUUUGUUGGUUUUUGUUUUUUGGUGGUUUUUUUUUGGACUAUUUUUGUACAGAGAAAACUCUGGGGGGGAAGGGGAGGGGGUGGGGGGGGGGCAGGGAGGGGGUCAGAAAUAAAGCCGACAAAGGAACUUGUAUAGAGCUCGGAGGGGAAGCGACUACACAAAACUUUUUUAAAGUUCUAGUGAGAACGGUAGGAACUUUGCAGGAAAAGUUUGCAAAAGUCUUCACCGGUAAUAUUUAGAGCUUAGACUCCAAGAGCGGAGAGGAGAACGUUUGAAUAUUUGCAGGCAACUUUUGUACAGUAUUUAUCAAACUCCACAUGGCAAUCAGAAUGUCCAUCGCUCAUAGGGAGAGGGGAGAAAUCAAAGCCGAGAAUUCGCGAGUGAUUUUUUGACCACACAGACUCUCCGUGGAGCACCGUGGCCGUGGCAGCUCUGCUGACGGCAGCUGCGGGAGGAGAGGGAAUUAUUUUGCAGCAUUUGGACGUUGAAAAUUGGUUUGGAAAUUGUACAAAAGGCAAAAGCGGUAGGAGGAAGACUGGCGAGCCGUGGGCUUGGUUUGCUGGGAGAGGGCAAACGUUUCGAUGUACGACGUUUUGCUUUUAUUUUCUUUUUUACUUCUGGUUAAAAAGCAAGAAAAAAAAACAAAACAAAAGGCCAUGAAGGUUCACACGCCGUUUGUUAAUUUAUAAUAACUUUUUUGUUUCCAGACUUCAUCCCGUUCAAAGAGAAGGAAAAAAACAAACAAACAAUCCCCCCCCCCCCAACCCCAACCUGAA
Coturnix japonica (Japanese quail) is the source of this 2564-nucleotide messenger RNA. It is a transcript of the gene SOX2, whose product is annotated as SRY-box transcription factor 2. Gene Ontology annotation, molecular function: RNA polymerase II cis-regulatory region sequence-specific DNA binding; DNA-binding transcription activator activity, RNA polymerase II-specific. The record is from RefSeq and is a predicted model, not a curated record. Lineage: Eukaryota; Metazoa; Chordata; Aves; Galliformes; Phasianidae. Gene Ontology annotation, biological process: positive regulation of transcription by RNA polymerase II; cell fate commitment; negative regulation of transcription by RNA polymerase II. Gene Ontology annotation, cellular component: nucleus.